Musca domestica (house fly) is the source of this 3061-nucleotide messenger RNA. It is a transcript of the gene Ifrd1, whose product is annotated as interferon-related developmental regulator 2. The record is from RefSeq and is a predicted model, not a curated record. NCBI's taxonomy places the organism in Eukaryota, Metazoa, Arthropoda, Insecta, Diptera, Muscidae. The coding region runs from base 1098 to 2381 and encodes 427 amino acids. The transcript has 5 exons.
UGCUUAUGCAGAAAAAAGCUUGUGUUAUUUCACAAAAUAAAACUUCAAAACUUACUAAACAUCUCUGAGUGUAGCACCAGGUUUUAUUAACAAUUUCAUAAAAUUGUUACUAUUGAUUCUAUCACACAUUGUUGUGAAAUAGUGUGAAUAGGAGUACAUACAAUAUAAACAUUGAGUUGCGAUUAGCAUUUUUUCUUUUGUUCGCAAUCGAUUUUGCCCAAAUGAGUAAUUUUCAUUUGGCUUUUUCGCUAUAAAUCUAUAAAUGUGUGCUUGUGAAAGUUUAUAGAAAAAUAUCUAACGAACAAAAAGAGACAGCAAGAGAAAGAAGAAACAAAAAUCCAAAUAUUAUUUUGUUGCAAUUAAUCAUGAAAUUUGCUUCAACGACGACAAUACUCGAUAAUAAUACAACAAUAAGCGAAAUUAAUCUGUCGAGUUUGCAAGAAUUUUUCAAUAUAAAAAGGGACAGCCACAAAAUCGAGUCACAUCACAAACUGUGUUUGCAAAGACCCUCACCCUCCAACAGAACUGGAGUAGUUCUUAAAAGAAAUAAAAAGCAAAAACAACAGCAACAUUUGAAUAGAAAUUUUUCGACGAUUAAAAAUUGGAAAAAUCAAAACUUUUGCAAUUGCACGUCUUGAUUCUAAACAUAAUCAGUGAAAAAUAAUAAGGAAUUAAUUUGUGUAUAAAAUUAAGUGCUGAAAACGAAAACCAAAGUGAACUUUUAAUUGGCAUACCUCCACCACAAAACAAAAAGAAAAAACAGAAACAAAGAAAAACAAAUUUAAAUACAACCCAAGAGAUACCACAAAGUGAAGUAGACAAUUGAACCUCGUGCUUUUGCUGUCACUGUUCUUUUUUUGUUCGUGUCAACCAGCCUUUACAAAAAAGCGCGCGCGUGUCUCCCUUUUUCCUGACAAGGAAAUAAUACAUUUGUGUAGAAAACCUAAACCUAUAAGAAAGACGGGAGUGCUACACAAACGUCGUCAGUAAGUCGGAAUCCCAGAAACAUUUCAUCCUCCACCACGGAAUCCUUAUAUUCCGUUAAAAUUUCAAGAAACCAAGAGAAGUCGAAAGGCAAACAGAAAUCAGCCAACAACAUGCCACCGCGACGUAAUAAGAAAGGAGGAAAAGGUCGCCAAGGCGAUUCUAACUCUGAAGAUGAGUCGUUCAAUGAGAAUGCCUCGGUUUAUUCGUACAUGUCGGAGAAUGGCGGUGCCUCUUCUGUCAACGAUUCGGAUGAAUUGUCUUCCAAUGAACGUUAUGAGGAGAAAUUCAUGCAGGCUUUGGAAAACGCCACUGAAAAAUCGGCACAAACUCGUGUAAUGGCACUGCAAAGCAUCUGUGAAAUAUUGAUGCAUCGUUAUAUGCCAGACUUUGUUGAUGAUCGUAAAGUCACUCUCAUCGACUGCAUUGAGAAGAGUAUUCGACGUGGCAAAGGUUUGGAGCAAGUCUGGGGUGCUAGAUUGGCACCCUUGUUGGUUAUCCAAUUGGGAGGUGAUGACGGCAUUUCAAAGGCUCUUAAUCAGUUUUUGCUUACCACUGUUCAAGACAAGUCAGUGUCAUAUGAUGCCCGAGCAAAAUGUUGCACAGCAUUGGGUCUUUUGAAUUUCUUUGGUGGCGAGGAUAUAGGUGACGUGGUCACAUUGAUGCAGUUUUUUGAAGCCAUAUUUUCUGCUAGUUAUCUCAAGGGCGAUGACAAGACACCGGUUACGGUCAGCCCUGAAGCCGGGGCUUUACAUGCUGAAGCACUGUCAGCCUGGGGUUUAUUGCUGACAAUGAUACCAUCUGGAGACUUUGUUUCAUGGAUGACUGGCGGACAAUCAAUGUUGCCAUCUUUCAAGAAGCUGAUGGGACUACUGCAAUCACCACAUUUGGAUGUACGCAUGGCUGCUGGUGAGACCCUGGCCUUGAUACUAGAGUGUGGUCGUUCACAUGACGAAGACUUUUUGGAGGAGUACUUAAAUGAUUUAAUUGAUGCAGUCAAGCAAUUGGCCACAGAUUCUCAUAAAUACAGGGCUAAACGUGAUCGCAAAGCCCAGAGAGCAACAUUUAGAGACGUGCUACGUUAUCUAGAGGAGGAUAUAUCCCCCGAAAUAACUAUACGUUUCGGUUCUGAGUCAUUAGUUUUGGAUUCAUGGGCUGUACAUCUUCAAUACUCAGCACUGUGUACAAUAAUGGGCCCUGGAAUGACAUCACAACUACAAGAAAAUGACUUUAUACGUGAUAUCUUUGGUUUGGGUACUAAAGUCGACACAGCCAAUGGUGCUACGAAACUUAAAGCGUCGAAACUUGAGAGACACCUUGUAAACGCUGCUGCAUUCAAAGCACGCACCAUCAGCCGGGGCAAGAAUCGUGAUAAGCGUUCUGCAGUUUUUACGUAAACGGUUAGACAAGUAAUAGCUAGACGAUAGCAACAUUGCAAAAAUUAUUAUUAAAAAAAAUAUAUCUUUACUCAUUCGAAAAAUAAUUAAAAAUUAAUUUUAGUUUAAAUUUGAAUUGGUUUUUUUAUUUUUUUUUUUAGUUUCCUGUUGGACUUUUUGUUAUAUUAUUCUAUUAAAAACUGAACACUGAAUUAAUUUUAAUAAAACAUAUAUAUUGUUCUCAAUAUAAAACGUAACGUAGUACCGUAUAAGCGUAUAGAUAUUUAUUGCAAACAGCAAAUUAUAAGUAGAAUAAAACAUAUUUAAAUAUAAUUGAUGUAUAUAAAUCAUACAGUCAAUGAAAAACACAAAGAAGUUUUUAAGUAUUGAAAAUAUUUGUGAAUAAAAAUAUUUUAUAAUUUUUAUUGCUCACGUCCUCAAAAUGAAAAACCACGUAGAUCAUAAGUUUAGCAUAAUAUUAUGGAAUGUAAAACAACAAAGAUUAAAUUUAGCAUUAAAUAUGUGUGGAUUGUGCUUUUGAACGUACAUGUGUAUUGUAUUUUCAAAAGUAUAAACAAAAAUGGAAUAUUUACUAUCUCUCAAUUUUGAAAGUCAUACCCCAUACCGACUUGCUAAGAAUUGAGUUUUGAUUUUUUAAUAAAAUAUAAUUUUAGUUGGUAGUUAAAAAUGCGACACCUUAA